Molecule: messenger RNA, 760 nt
Organism: Didymodactylos carnosus
Lineage: Eukaryota; Metazoa; Rotifera; Eurotatoria; Philodinida; Philodinidae
Source: the annotation of a GenBank genome assembly
UAAGCUUUUUCUCGAGUACAAGGGUGAGUAUGAUCAUUCACGUAUGCAUACAAAAGGCAUCAUAAGCUAUGUAUGGCAGAAGCGAGAUUUUAGGCUCCUUAAGUGGCGAGUCGGUAGUUAAUCGUUCAACCAGUUAUUUACGAUUACAGAUGUAUGUCUAUGAGAUAUAUAUGUACUAUUCAAUAAUUUUUUUUAUUUUCUAGAGAUAUUGUAAUCGCUUUAGUGAACAUGACAAUCGCAACGCAAUACAAAUGUAUGGAGAAUACUUUGGCCGGGUAAUCAGACAUUCUAAUGGAUCAGAGCCUUAUACAUUUUAUCUCUUAGCAUUGAGUUCUAUAAAAAUAUUAUACAAUGAUUAACGCUGAUAUUCUAACGAUUGAACUCAUAACAUGAUCUAAAUAUUGAUGUUUUCUAGGGGUAUGGUAAACGUUUAAUGCCAAAUAAUGUGUUUCGUACCCGACAAAGUUUUCUUGAACAUGAUCCUGAAUAUGUUCAUACAAAUGAAAGUGUUUCGCAUCACGAUUUUCGUGGAUUACAAUUACCUGAUUAUCUGAUUUAUUGUACAAAUAAAAAUAAAACGAGUAAAAAUAAAUCAAAUAAAAUUUUAAAAGAAUUCUAUGACAAUGAUAAUGAAUCAACACCAAUUGAAUUACUCUAUAGAAAUGAUUAUCGAAAAUUGCCAGCUUAUCCAUGGAAAUAUCACUAUCGGACUCGUACUUAUCCAUUAUUUCCGAGCUUGAAAAAAAUGAAUGAAACGUGA